Notolabrus celidotus (New Zealand spotty) is the source of this 2058-nucleotide messenger RNA. RefSeq names its product gamma-aminobutyric acid receptor subunit alpha-2-like. Lineage: Eukaryota; Metazoa; Chordata; Actinopteri; Labriformes; Labridae. The record is from RefSeq and is a predicted model, not a curated record. Bases 361 to 1719 code for a protein of 452 amino acids. The transcript is spliced from 11 exons. Gene Ontology annotation, biological process: chloride transport; nervous system process; gamma-aminobutyric acid signaling pathway. Gene Ontology annotation, cellular component: GABA-A receptor complex; dendrite membrane; synapse. Gene Ontology annotation, molecular function: GABA-gated chloride ion channel activity; benzodiazepine receptor activity; inhibitory extracellular ligand-gated monoatomic ion channel activity.
CACUAUCUUUAGGACCCAGAGUGUCACUUCUUCAGCCUUUGUAGUUCUUUGUGUGGAGAUGAGGGAGACUGAGACGGGCUUCAUGCUUAUCACGAUUCACAUCAAGCAUUUUAUAAGCAGGGGGUUGUGACCAGGGUCGUUUGAACGCAAAAUCAGCUUCAACAACUGCUUGUUUUUCUUUUUUCUUUUUCUUUGAUUUCUUUUUUCUUUUUUCUUUUCUUUCUAUCUCAUUGUGUCUCCUAAACACAGGAAAGAGCGGUGAUUUGUCUUUAACUUUUUUCAUCUCCGGCAAUAGCAGCUGCUGCAAGUACUUUCUGCACGUACGCGGCUGUCCUACUGUGUGUAGGCGUUGAUGCAGUCAUGUGGAGCAGAGAGAGCGCUUCUCCACUUCUCAUCUGCCUGCUGGCGCACACUGCUCUCUGGAAGACCAGGUCAGUGAAUGCUGAUACCACAUCUGAUGCCUUCAAAACAAACAUCACCCUGUUCACACGGAUACUGGACAGCCUGCUGGAUGGAUAUGACAACCGUCUGAGGCCGGGCCUAGGAGACAGGAUUACUGAGGUGAAGACAAACAUCUAUGUCACCAGCUUUGGACCAGUUUCAGAUACUGACAUGGAGUACACCAUAGAUGUGUUUUUCCGGCAAACAUGGAAGGAUGAGAGGUUGAAGUUUCAUGGUCCGAUGAAUAUCUUGCCUCUCAACAACCUCAUGGCAAGUAAAAUCUGGACUCCAGACACCUUCUUCCACAAUGGGAAAAAGUCUGUGGCUCAUAACAUGACCAUGCCUAAUAAGCUGCUCAGGAUCAAAGACGAUGGGACACUGCUGUACACCAUGAGGUUAACUGUGCAUGCAGAGUGUCCAAUGCAUCUGGAGGAUUUCCCUAUGGACUUCCAUUCCUGUCCACUAAAAUUUGGCAGCUACGCAUACACAAUCUCUGAAGUGACAUAUGCCUGGACUCUAAAUGCCUCUGACUCUGUGGUUGUGGAGGGGGAAAGCUCCCGCCUGAACCAGUAUGACCUCCUCGGACAAACGGUCGGACAAGAAACCAUCAAAUCAAGCACAGGUGAAUACACAGUGAUGACAGCUCAUUUCCAUCUGAAAAGGAAGAUCGGAUAUUUUGUCAUUCAGACUUACCUCCCCUGCAUCAUGACAGUCAUUCUUUCGCAAGUGUCUUUCUGGCUGAAUAGAGAAUCGGUGCCAGCUAGGACUGUGUUUGGUGUAACCACUGUUCUCACAAUGACAACACUGAGUAUAAGUGCAAGGAACUCCCUCCCAAAGGUUGCCUACGCCACCGCAAUGGACUGGUUCAUUGCUGUCUGCUACGCCUUCGUCUUCUCUGCUUUGAUUGAGUUUGCCACCGUCAAUUACUUCACCAAGCGUGGCUGGGCUUGGGAUGGAAAAAGUAUUGUGAUUGAAAAGAAUAAAGAGAGAGCAUCGAUGGUCAAGAAGAAUAACGCCUACGCUGUAGCAGUGGCCAACUACGCACCGAACAUCACCAAGGACUCAAGCACUCUGCCAACAAUUGCCAAAGGUGGAACUCUGGAUUCUAACAAGGCCAAAGAUGGCAAAGACAGCAAAAAGACAUUCAACAGUGUUAGCAAAAUCGACAGAAUGUCAAGGGUUAUGUUUCCAGUUCUCUUUGGCAGUUUCAACCUUGUGUACUGGGCGACCUACCUUAACAGAGAACCUAUAAUAAAGGAUAUGGUCCCCUCAAAUUAGAGGCCGGUUUCAAUGGGGUGUGGUCUGGGGACUGAGCGAUGCACCAAAUACCUCUGGCAACUGUGUACACAUUCCUUUUUCAGAGUGUAAUCCUGGAUUGCAGCGUGAUCUUUUAUCUUCCUGUUUUUUACACCGUCUCUGGCACAUUUGAGAGAGCCUGGCUUUUGUAAAUGUUUCUGAAUAUUUAUAAUCAUGGUUUCAUAGUGACUUAUUAUGUAAUCACUUAACCAAGUAUGUAUUUUCAUUGGAAGAGUGUUUCCAGUUACAGUAUGUGGCCACUGUAAAUAUAACUCGAAUGAAGAGUGAACUCAUAAACAUUAAAGCAAAAAUUUUAUUUAA